Molecule: messenger RNA, 1543 nt
Organism: Sorex fumeus (smoky shrew)
Lineage: Eukaryota; Metazoa; Chordata; Mammalia; Eulipotyphla; Soricidae
Gene: NDN
Product: necdin, MAGE family member
Exons: 1
Coding region: 1-924 (307 amino acids)
Biological process (GO): negative regulation of transcription by RNA polymerase II
Cellular component (GO): nucleus
Source: RefSeq, a predicted model, not a curated record
AUGUCGGAGCCCAGUGAGGACGCGCGCGCGCCCCCCGACCACGCCGACGCCGAGCGCCCGGCCGGGGAGGCCCCGCGGGCCGCCACCCAGGACGGGGAGCCCGGAGCCGCGCCGCCGCCGCCGCCGCCGCCGCCGGCCGCCGCCGAGGACGGGGACCCCAAGGCCCCGCCGCCGGCCGCCGCCGGGGAAGGCCGCGCCCCGCAGGGCCCCGUGGCCGCGCAGCCCGGGCCGGGCGCGCCGGCGCCCGCGCAGCUGGUGCAGAAGGCGCACGAGCUCAUGUGGUACGUGCUGGUGAAGGACCAGAAGCGCAUGGUCAUCUGGUUCCCCGACAUGGUGAAGGACGUCAUCGGCAGCUACAAGAAAUGGUGCCGCAGCAUCCUGCGGCGCACCAGCCUCAUCCUGGCGCGCGUCUUCGGGCUGCACCUGCGCCUCAGCAGCCUGCACACCAUGGAGUUCGCGCUGGUCAAGGCCCUGGCGCCCGCCGAGCUGGAGCGCGUGGCGCUGGGCAACCGCAUGCCCAUGACCGGCCUGCUGCUCAUGAUCCUCAGCCUCAUCUACGUGAAGGGCCGCGGCGCGCGCGAGAGCGCCGUGUGGAACGUGCUGCGCAUCCUGGGGCUGCGGCCCUGGAAGAAGCACUCGACCUUCGGCGACGUGCGCAAGCUCAUCACGCAGGAGUUCGUGCAGCAGAACUACCUGAAGUACCAGCGCGUGCCCCACGUGGAGCCCCCCGAGUACGAGUUCUUCUGGGGCCCCCGCGCCAGCCGCGAGAUCACCAAGCUGCAGAUCAUGGAGUUCCUGGCCCGGGUCUUCAAGAAGGACCCCCAGGCCUGGCCGUCCCGCUACCGGGAGGCGCUGGAGGAGGCCCGGGCGCUGCGGGAGGCCCAGUCCCCCGCCCACUGCCCCCGCGGCGGCCCGGAGGAUUAGCCAGGUGCUCGCCGCCGGCUCCCCGACCUGCGCGGGCCGCGCGCGGGAGGGGUGGGCGCGUUCGAAUCCGCGGGCCUGGCAGUGCAGUAUUUCACGUGUUAACUUGGAAGUUUCCAGUGCCCCGUGCUUUUCUACCUUCCCAGGCAAUGUUGUUGAUUCCUUUCCACCCUGUCUCGUAGUAUGUACGACUUAUGCAUGUGCAGUUCUAAGUCCGGCCCCCACCCUCCACCCGUCGGUGCUUUUUUCGCUUCUGUAUCUCAAAGUUUUAUGAGUUUCUGAUUUGUUUUCUUCUUUUGUACCAGAGAUGUGCUAACCCCGAAAGAAAUACAUUGAGAAAUUUUCCAUCUACUUCUUUUAUACGGGGCGGAUCGUGGGUGUUGGGGUGGAGGGCGCCUGGGGAGUUGAGAAGGGAGUUUGGAAGGACCUGCCCAGCAAAACUGGCCUAGCCCCUGGCAAGGUCAAGCACCCCCCCCCCCCAUUCUUUGUGAACUUGUUGGGCCGCAGGAACAUCUGUGCGGAGUGAAGCAGUCUCGAUGUGGGUACUUGGCACACUUUACAAAUACAACCCCACCAUGAGUAAACUUGGAAGUCAACAUUAAAGAUUCUUGUGAUACAAUCA